Messenger RNA from Hevea brasiliensis (rubber tree), 1004 nucleotides. RefSeq lists its product as uncharacterized. The coding region runs from base 37 to 930 and encodes 297 amino acids. The record is from RefSeq and is a predicted model, not a curated record. NCBI's taxonomy places the organism in Eukaryota, Viridiplantae, Streptophyta, Magnoliopsida, Malpighiales, Euphorbiaceae. The transcript has 4 exons.
ACUUGAAUGAUCAAAAUGGUGUACUAGUUGAAAUUAAUGAAGAGGAUGUUGAAGAUGAAGAAGAGCUUGAAUUGGACUCAGAAAGUGAUGAGGAAUGCGAUGAUGUAUAUGAUAGUGAUACUAAUUAGAAUUAGGAUGCGAGGCAACGGUCGCAGGGGAGGUUUGUUGGGUCAUUCACAGUCAAGGCAGUUACCUGUGCAGGAUGAGCCCAAUGAUCAACUAGACCAAUCUACACAGGGUCAGCCUCAGGUUCCUUCACGAUCCACUGGGAGGUCGGCACCAGAUCCAGAGGGGUCUACUGCUUCAACACAGCAUCGAGCUAUACCUCCACCUCCACCGCCACCACCUAUUACCCCAUCUUCUGAGCCUGCAAUUGGAUCAACCUCUGGUCAUGAAGGUCAUUCAGUUGGGGCAGCACCAAUAUCAUCGAUGGAUGGCCUAUCACUCACUACAUUUGGAAGAAAGAAAAGAAUAAAGCUCAUUAAUGGCACGUUACAUCCAUCUGAGGAAUGUGCUAAGAAGAUGAAGAAUAUCUUCAAGGAGAGGAUGGACCCAGAGGGGCACUGUUGGAAAACUAUCACGCCUGAAACAAAAGAGUUUUACUGGGAUGAAUUUCAAAAAUACUUUGAUUGGCAAGAGGUGACUCCACUAGUAAAGGAAGCUUGGAGGCGUAAGGCUGCAGAGCGCUAUAAGGCCCUAAUGUGCAAUGUCAGGAAAGGAAAAUCCAAGGUCAUCGUGCCUAAUAGUACAAUGCAAAAAUGGAAGGAGGCAUGGAGUAGCCCAGAGUUUAAAGCCAAGAGCCAUCAAUUCACUGCUAACCGUUGUAGUGAGAUAGGGGGAGUUGGGGCAGGCAUCUCUAGACACACAGGGGGUUCAGUUUCACAUGCUACUCACGCAGAUAGAAUGGUAAUGAUUUCAUAUUUACUAUAGGAUGGUAAUGAUUUCAUAUUUACUAGUUUUGUUAUUGUCUGUCUACAUAUUAGUAGCAAAUAAUCGAACAUUAU